This is a messenger RNA of Hibiscus syriacus, 2944 nucleotides long. RefSeq lists its product as uncharacterized. The transcript is spliced from 9 exons. Gene Ontology annotation, molecular function: protein binding. NCBI's taxonomy places the organism in Eukaryota, Viridiplantae, Streptophyta, Magnoliopsida, Malvales, Malvaceae. The coding region runs from base 229 to 2808 and encodes 859 amino acids. The record is from RefSeq and is a predicted model, not a curated record.
GCCGUUCUUCACUCAAGGCAAACCCUAGUUAUUCUCUUUCAAAGGGUUUUCAUAGUCAUAAUUUAUAUAAAAAAAACUGCUUAAACAACAAAAAUUCGAAGAAACCCUAUUGAGAAUCUGAAUAGAACUUGGAUUAUCAAACUGGGUUUUAUUUGUUAUACGAGACAGUCGUGUGGAAAGUCAGAAAUUCUUUGUCUUUUUUUUUUUGCAGUAUUCUGAAACAGAGAGAUGGUCAGUGGGGCAAGAACCGAAGGGCAUAUCUCAGCGCGAGUGAGCAAGACAAUACAAUCAAUCAAGGAAAUAGUCGGUAAUCACUCUGAUGAUGAUAUCUACGUUGCCUUGAAAGAGGCCAACAUGGAUCCUAACGAAACUGCCCAAAAGCUGCUUCAUCAAGAUACAUUUCAUGUGGUAAGGAGAAAAAGAGAUCGGAAGAAAGAGAGCAUUGAGCACCAAAGUUCCAUGGAUACUAGAAAAUUUUCUGAGAAUGUUGAUCAAGGGAUGAGAUUACGUACAUAUACUGAACGUGAUUCUCGAAGAGGAGGCUAUACUUGGACUACUUUGCCUGGUAAUGUAGGAGUCAAUAGAGAGUUUCGUGUUGUAAGGGACAACAGAGUCAAUCAAAAUGCAAAUAAAGAUAUGAAGCCUCCUUUGUCACAAUGCUCAACUUCUUUAAAUGAACAAGUGCCCAAGAAUGUUCCUGUAAAAGGUUCAACAGGAACUCCAAAUAAUCAGAGACCCUUUAGUUCUCAAAGUUCAUCUCAAACUUCUAGCACACCAUCCAGUUCACGUGCUGGGCAAUCCCGAGAUGCAAAUUUAGGUGGUGUUUCUAGGAAAGAAAUAUCAGAGGAAAAGCGGAGUUUUAUUCCUAAUGCUGCUUUGCGGUCAAAGGCGGUGAAAUCCAAUAACUUUCAAGCAAAUUCUGGCACUCAAUCAUCGAGCAGUUCAAUUGUUGGGGUUUAUUCGUCAUCUACAGAUCCUGUACAUGUGCCUUCUCCUGAUUCCAGAUCAUCUGGUGCUGUUGGAGCUAUCAAGCGUGAAGUUGGGGUUGUCGGUGUUCGCCAUCCUCCUCCCGAAGAUGCUGGCAAAGAUUCAUCUGGAAGAAAUGCUCUUCCCAAUUCACUUGUAGGGAGGGACAGUUCAUCAGAGGCAUUUCAACCUUUUCCUGCAAUUUCCAGAGCAGACCGAGAGGUCCGGGAUAGUCCUCGUAGUGCUGCUGAAUCUGCCAUAUCUGGUAUUUCUGGUAGUAGAUCAUUUGUGAGUAAUCCGUUUGGGAGUAGGCAACAUCAACAGGUUUUAGUUCAUCAAAAAGCUAACCAACAUAACAAAGAGUGGAAACCAAAAGCAAGCCAAAAGUCAAGUGUUAAUAAUCCUGGAGUUAUUGGAACACCUAAGAAGUGUGCUUCACCUGCAGCUAAUGAUGCCAAGAAUUUGGAGUCUGAAACUGAUAAAUUGCAAGAGAAGUUUUCUCAAGUUAGUAUCCAUGAAACUGAGAAUGUCAUCAUAGCACAACACAUUCGUGUCCCAGAGAAUGAUCCCCACCGACUUACCUUCGGCAGCUUUGGAGUGGAACACAAUUCUUCAAGGAAUUUUAAUCCUGGUUUUGAUGCCACUAGUGUUGCAGAAGACUCAAAUGGAGAAUCUGCUGCAAGUUUACCUGUGUCUCCUCUGGAUACUUCCAGUGAUGACGCUGCUGCUGGCAAGCCCAUUAGCAUUUUAGAUGAUCAACUUAGAAAUUCUGGAUCUGACUCUCCACCAUCUGGUACUGCAUCCGAGCAUCAAAUGUCUGAUAAGAAGGAUGCUCCAAGACCCCUGAAUCUUGGCAGGUAUGCCGAUAUUGGAACGGUCCAGGAUAACAGUCAAUCCUAUGCACCUUCGGAGUCACAACGGCAGCAAGAUCCUCCUGAAUUACCUGAUUUUCCACAGGCAUAUGAUCCCCAAACUGGUUAUGAUUUUCCAUAUUUUAGACCCUCAAAAGAUGAAACUGCAAGGGGGCAGGGUCUACCAUCUCCUCAGGAGGCCAUUAGCAUGCAUGCUGCCAACACCCCUGCAUCAACGAUACCAAUGGUGCAACAGCAGCAGCAACCCCCAGUAGCGCAGAUGUAUCCUCAAGUUCACAUGCCCCAUUUUGCUAAUCUUAUGCCGUAUCGUCAAUUUGUCUCCCCAAUUUAUCUGCCACAGAUGGCGAUGGCAGGUUAUUCCAGUAAUCCUGCUUUUCCGCAUCCAUCAAAUGGCAGCAGUUACUUGCUCAUGCCAGGCGGUAGCACUCAUAUUGGUGCAAAUGGCGUCAAGUAUGGGUUACAACAGUUCAAACCAGUCCCUGCAGGCACUCCUACUGGGUUUGGAAACUUUACCAGUCCGUCUGGGUAUGCAAUCAAUGCUCCUGGCGUAGUUGGGAGUGCAACAGGUCUUGAAGAUUCAUCUCGGACCAAGUAUAAAGAUGGCAAUAUCUAUGUUCAAAAUCAACAGGAUGACACAUCAGAUUAUUCAGAUCUCUGGACGCAGAACCCGAGGGAGCUACCGAACAUUCAAUCUGCUGCAUACUACAAUAUGCCACAAACACCACACGGUUAUAUGCCAUCUCCCACAGGCCAUGCUUCUUUUAAUGCUGCUGCCCCACAAUCUUCUCACAUGCAAUUCUCGGGGUUGUACCAUCCUCCACAGCCUGGCACAAUGGCAAACCCGCAUCAUCUGAACCCUGCAAUGGGUGCCAAUGUUGGUUUCGGGGUUGCUCCAGCUGCUCCUGGGGCUCAAGUAGGUGCUUACCAACAGCCUCAAUUGGGUCAUCUUAGCUGGUCAUCGAACUUCUGAAUGGUAUCAAGCUAACUCUCUCUUGUAAGGGAGUGAAGUAGUUAUAUAGGAAGUUCUAAAAUUUCUUUGUGCAAUAACCCACAAUAUUUUUAAUUCAAUGCGUAAUGGUGUUUAAUCUCUUCCAACUCCCUCUUAA